Messenger RNA from Centropristis striata (black sea bass), 3191 nucleotides. RefSeq names its product glutamate receptor, ionotropic, N-methyl D-aspartate 1b (gene grin1b). Gene Ontology annotation, biological process: chemical synaptic transmission; monoatomic ion transport; regulation of membrane potential. The record is from RefSeq and is a predicted model, not a curated record. The transcript is spliced from 21 exons. Gene Ontology annotation, cellular component: NMDA selective glutamate receptor complex; neuron projection; synapse. Gene Ontology annotation, molecular function: NMDA glutamate receptor activity. The coding region runs from base 417 to 3137 and encodes 906 amino acids. NCBI's taxonomy places the organism in Eukaryota, Metazoa, Chordata, Actinopteri, Perciformes, Serranidae.
ACACACACACAUACACACACACGCACACACACACACCACCGGAGCAUCAUCAUCAUCUUUAUCUUCAUCUUUGUGUUUGUUGUGUUGGAGCGACGCGGUGAAUCAACAGGACGAGGCGCGAGACGGAAUCAACAAUGUCACCGGGUCCGUUAAAACAUUUCACCGUCUGAUCCUCCGGGAGGACACAAACACAACGGCACCGGAUUUUUUUUUUUUUUUUUUUACAUUUAUUAAUAAUAUAUAUAUAUAUAUUUAAUUUAAAACAAAACAAACACCUUCCACCUGAAGAGACAUAACCGGAGCAACACCGGGAAGAACCCGCUGUCUGUCGGUACCGGAGCACCGGGAGGAUAAUCAGACGGUAAAUCAACAGGAGACGAACGACGCAGGUGGUGCCGGAACCAAGAACCAGAACCAUGGAGUGGCUCCGUGGCGUGCUGCUCCUCACCGUGCUGCAGUGCUGCUCGGUGGCCCGUGGCGGCUGCGAGCCCCGGCUGGUGAACAUCGGCGCCGUGCUGAGUCAGAAACGAUACGAGCAGGUGUUCAAGGAGGCGGUGAGCCAGGCCAACACGCUGUACGGCAAGGACAAGUUCAAGAUGAACGCCAUUUCCGUCACGCACAAGCCCAACGCCAUCCAGAUGGCCCUGUCAGUCUGUGAGGACCUCAUCUCCAACCAGGUUUAUGCGAUCCUGGUCAGUCACCCUCCUCAGUCUAACGACCAUCUGACCCCGACGCCCGUCUCCUACACCGCCGGCUUCUACCGGAUCCCCGUGGUCGGCCUGACAACUCGCAUGUCCAUCUACUCGGACAAGAGCAUCCACUUGUCGUUCCUGCGCACCGUGCCUCCGUACUCCCACCAGGCUCACGUGUGGUUCGACCUGAUGAGGGAGUUCAGGUGGAACCACAUCAUCCUGAUCGUCAGCGACGACCACGAAGGACGAGCCGCGCAGAAGAGACUGGAGACGCUGCUGGAGGAGCGAGAGACCAAGACUAAAAACAGGAACUAUGAAAACCAAGACCAACAGAACUUUGACUUCAGGAGAACGCCCAAGGCGGAGAAGGUGCUGCUGUUCAGCCCGGAAACAAACCUGACCGCUCUGCUGCUGGAGGCCAAAGACCUGGAGGCCCGUGUCAUCAUCCUCUCUGCCAGUGAGGAUGAAGCUACAGCGGUGUACAAAGCAGCCCGUCACCUCAACAUGACCGGCUCCGGUUACGUCUGGCUGGUCGGAGAGAGAGAGAUGACGGGCAAAGCUCUGAGUGAAGCUCCAGACGGCCUGCUGGGCCUCCAGCUGAUUAACGGUAAGAACGAGUCGGCUCACAUCGCAGACGCCGUGGCGGUGGUGGCUCAGUCUCUGCAGGAGCUGUUUGAGAAGGAGAACAUCACAGAGCCGCCGCGGGGCUGCGUGGGCAACACCAACAUCUGGAGGACCGGCCCGCUCUUCAAACGGGUGCUGAUGGCAUCAAAGUACCCCGACGGUCUGACGGGACGCAUCGAGUUCAAUGACGACGGCGACCGACGUUUCGCCACCUACAGCAUCCUCAACUACCAGCAGAAGUCGGGACGCCUCGUCCAGGUCGGAGUCUUCAACGGAUCACAGGUUGUGAUGAACCCACAGAGGAAGAUCAUCUGGCCUGGAGGAGAGACAGAGAAACCAGUAGGAUACCAGAUGUCGACGAAACUGAAGAUCGUGACCAUCCAUCAGGAGCCGUUUGUUUACGUGAAGCCAACAAAGACUGACGGGACGUGUAAAGAGGAGUACACCGUCAACGGAGUCCUCAUCAAGAAGGUGAUCUGUACCGGACCCAACGGGACCAUCCCAGGUCAGCCCAUCGUCCCUCAGUGUUGCUAUGGUUUCUGCAUUGACCUGCUCAUCAAGCUGGCGAUGAGCAUGAACUUCACCUACGAGGUUCACCUGGUGGCUGACGGGAAGUUUGGUACACAGGAGCGCGUGAACAAUAGUAAUAAGAAGGAGUGGAACGGGAUGAUGGGCGAGCUGCUCGGAGGUCUCGCCGACAUGAUCGUGGCCCCGCUGACCAUCAACAACGAGCGUGCUCAGUACAUCGAGUUCUCCAAACCCUUCAAGUACCAGGGACUCACCAUCCUCGUCAAGAAGGAAAUCCCUCGCAGCACUCUGGAUUCGUUCAUGCAGCCGUUCCAGAGCACACUGUGGCUGUUAGUCGGUCUGUCGGUCCACGUGGUGGCAGUGAUGCUUUACCUAUUAGACCGGUUCAGCCCGUUUGGAAGGUUUAAAGUGAACAGUGAAGAAGAAGAAGAAGACGCCCUCACCCUGUCCUCCGCCAUGUGGUUCUCAUGGGGAGUACUGCUGAACUCCGGAAUCGGAGAAGGAGCUCCCAGGAGUUUCUCAGCCAGGAUUCUGGGUAUGGUGUGGGCAGGUUUCGCUAUGAUCAUCGUAGCUUCAUAUACUGCCAACCUGGCAGCCUUCCUUGUGUUGGACCGGCCUGAGGAGCGCAUCACUGGCAUCAAUGACCCCAGGCUGCGUAACCCAUCAGAUAAGUUCAUCUACGCCACAGUGAAGCAGAGCUCGGUGGAUAUUUACUUCAGACGGCAGGUGGAGCUGAGCACCAUGUACCGGCACAUGGAGAAGCACAACUACGAGAGCGCCGCAGAGGCCAUCCAGGCCGUCAGAGACAAUAAGCUUCAUGCCUUCAUCUGGGACAGCGCUGUGUUGGAGUUCGAGGCGUCGCAGAAGUGCGAUCUGGUGACAACAGGAGAGCUUUUCUUUCGCUCUGGAUUCGGGAUCGGAAUGAGGAAAGACAGUCCGUGGAAACAGAACGUUUCUCUAGCUAUUCUCAGCUCUCAUGAGAAUGGCUUCAUGGAGGAUCUGGACAAGACGUGGGUUCGAUAUCAGGAGUGUGACUCAAGGAGCAACGCCCCCGCUACGCUCACCUUCGAGAACAUGGCAGGUGUGUUCAUGCUGGUUGCCGGGGGCAUCGUCGCCGGGAUCUUCCUCAUCUUCAUCGAGAUCGCCUACAAACGACACAAAGACGCUCGCAGGAAACAGAUGCAGCUGGCGUUCGCUGCAGUGAACGUGUGGAGGAAGAACCUGCAGCCGUACCCGACUGACAUCACCGGACAGCUCAACCUAUCAGAUCCCUCUGUCAGCACCGUGGUCUGAGAGAGAGAGAGCGACACUGCUGCUGCUGAGCCACACACACACACACACACACAC